Messenger RNA from Cyanistes caeruleus (blue tit), 5797 nucleotides. NCBI's taxonomy places the organism in Eukaryota, Metazoa, Chordata, Aves, Passeriformes, Paridae. The record is from RefSeq and is a predicted model, not a curated record.
UUCUUCUCCCUGCAGGAAGCUGCACAAGCCUUGAUUUAUGCUGGAAUGGCUGGGUCCAACUUGGAAAAUAUUCAAGAAAAAAUAAAUGAGUACUUGGAGAGAGUUCAAGCUCUCCAUUCAGCAGUUCAGUCACAGAAGACAGACCCUCUGAAGUCAAAACAACAGUUGGACUUGGAGCGUGCUCACUUCCUAGUUACACAGGCUUUUGAUGAAGAUGAUAAAGGCAAUGCAGAAGAAGCUAUAGAGUUGUACACAGAAGCCGUGGAACUCUGUUUGAAAACAGCUACUGAAACCUCAGAAGCAGGCCUCCAGUCCAAACUGAAACAGCUGGCUCGACAAGCACUGGAUAGAGCAGAAGCACUGAAGGAAUCUAUGUCAAAGUCAUCUCAGAAAGAAAAGCCAGCUGCAGCAAAACCAAAUCAGCCAGUCAGAACAUUCUUUCCACUGGGACCUGAUUUUUCUUUAAAUGAUAAACCACAGACAAUCAGAGCAGUACAAGCUAGUGAAUCUCAGCGUCAGAGAUACACUGCAGAGGAGAUAGAAGUACUCAGGAAGACUUCAAAGAUUAAUGGCAUUGAAUAUGUACCUUUCAUGAGUGUUGAUCUGAGGGAACGUUUUGCCUUCCCUAUGCCUUUUUCUGAUAAGUGUGGGAAGCUACCAUUAUCCCCCAAACAGAAAGCAAUGUUCGCCAAGUGGGUGCGACCAGAUGACAUAACAAAUAACCCUACAAUGAUCUAUACUGUAUCAAGUUUCAGCAUAAAGCAGACAAUAGUGUCAGAUUGUUCUUUUGUGGCAUCACUAGCUAUCAGUGCAGCAUAUGAAAGAAGAUACAACAAAAAACUGAUCACAAGUAUAAUUUACCCUCAGAAUAAGAAAGGAGAACCAGAAUAUAAUCCAUGUGGUAAAUACAUGGUGAAGCUUCAUAUCAAUGGUGUUCCUAGAAAGGUAAUCAUAGAUGACCAGUUACCUGUUGAUCAUAGUGGGGAACUUCUCUGCUCUUAUUCCAAUAAUAAGAAUGAAUUAUGGGUGUCACUAAUAGAAAAGGCUUACAUGAAGGUCAUGGGAGGAUACGAUUUUCCUGGAUCAAAUUCUAAUAUUGAUCUUCAUGCACUGACAGGUUGGAUACCAGAAAGAAUUGCUAUGCACUCUGACAAUCAAGCCUUCAAUAAAGACAGCACUUUCAGAAUGCUUUAUCAGAGAUUUCACAAGGGAGAUGUCCUUAUCACAACAGCAACAGGGGUGAUGUCUGAAGAGGAAGGAGAAAAGUGGGGUUUAGUUCCAACCCAUGCAUAUGCAGUCUUGGAUAUAAGAGAAUAUAAGGGACUUCGAUUUCUUCAGCUAAAAAAUCCCUGGAGCCACUUACGUUGGAAGGGACGAUACAGUGAAAAUGACACAAGAAACUGGACCCCAGAUUUACAAAAAUACUUGAACUUUGAUCCCAGGACAGCUCAAAAAAUAGACAAUGGCAUUUUCUGGAUUUCCUGGGAGGACCUCUGCCAGUACUAUGAUGUUAUUUAUUUGAGUUGGAACCCAAGUCUUUUUAAAGAAUCUACAUGUAUUCACAGUACGUGGGAUGCAAAGCAGGGCCCGGUGAAGGAUGCCUACAGCCUGGCCAACAACCCUCAGUACAAGCUGGAGGUGCAGUGUCCACAGGGUGGUGCUGCUGUCUGGGUCCUGCUCAGCAGGCACAUCACUGACAAGGAUGACUUUGCACACAACCGGGAAUUCAUUACGAUGGUUGUAUACAAGACUGAUGGCAAAAAAGUUUACUAUCCAGCUGAUCCUCCUCCUUAUAUUGAUGGUAUUCGGAUCAACAGUCCUCAUUAUCUGACCAAGAUAAAGCUGACCUCUCCAGGUUCCCAUACAUUCACCUUAGUGGUGUCCCAGUAUGAGAAACAAAACACCAUCCAUUACACCAUCAGGGUGUAUUCCCUGUGCAAGUUCACCUUUUCCAAGAUUCCUACACCUUACACCAUUUCCAAACGGGUUAAUGGACAGUGGAAAGGUCACAGUGCUGGAGGAUGUGGAAACUUCAGAGACACUUACAGAAAUAACCCCAUUUAUCAAUUCCAGCUAGACAAGAAUGGACCAUUACUAAUUGAACUACGGGGGCCAAGGCAAUACAGUGUUGGUUUUGAACUUGUCACCGUCUCAACAGUGGGAGAUCCUGGGUCCUAUGGCUUUCAGAAAAAAAGCAGUGGUGACUACAGGUGUGGAUUUUGCUACUUGGAGGUGGAGAACACAUUUGCUGGAGUUUACAACAUUAUCCCCACCACAUUCCUGCCUCAACAAGAGGGCCCCUUUUUCUUAGAUUUUAACAGUACUACUCCUCUUAAGGUGUCACAGCUGCAGUGAGGAGACAGAACUGUGCAGUGCUGUUUAAGGAGAUAGAGUUGAUCUAUCCAACAGCCUAAGAACAGGUGAAGAACCUUUACUACACAUGCACAAAAGAAAAUUACAUCCUGAGUUAUAGCCAAAAGCAUAGAAUCAUGGAUUGUCAGUUAAUUGUGGCGGGCACUUAGCUGUGGGUUUGCUGCUAUGGUCCAGGAGUGAGCACUGUUCAACAGGCUUGGGAAUAGGCUAAAAUGCAUAUAUUCAAAUGAACCAGCAGAACUCGAUUUAUUUCAAUUUUUCCACACUUUGAAUCAAAGUCUAGUGAGUUAUGAGAAAAACUAACAUUGAAAUUCCCUCCUCCCAACAUACAGGGUAUAUGGGCUAAAGAUUCUAUUCUUAAAAGUAAACAUGUAAGAAAAAAAAUAUUCUUGUGUAUUCUGCUUAUUCAGUCUCAGGACCAAAUAGCUUUUAUUACAUGUUUGUGCUGCUAUCUAUAAUGUUUCAGCAUGGAACUGGUUCUCACAUCUAAAUGUAAAUGUACUACUGCUGAGCCAAUAGUAUUCCAUGUGUCAUCUUAUCUGGAAUAUGUAUAUAGGAGUAAAGGAAAAGGAAGGUUCCAGCUUUAGCUAUUUCUAAAAGUAAAGCAAUUGACUUUAGUACCUAAUAGAGUAUGAGGUUCUGUGGCUUUCUUCCUGCCAUCUGCUAGACCUAGGUUGAUCCUGAUGAGCAGGAAGGCCAGGAGGUUAUCCAGCAGCAGUGUCCAGGCAGUGCAGCACAGCCUUCCUCGAGCAGCUAUGAAAGGUUUUCCUUUGAAGAUCCCCUGUAAGAUUCACUUUAUCUACUGAGGGUAGUCUCAGUUGCUGGUGCAAGGAGAUAGGGAACACCAUCAGCAACUCAGCAAAGAAAUGUUUUCUUUUCAUCACUUUUGCAAGUAUACGUCAUGUAGGAAAGGAUCAUUUAAACCUCUCCCCCAAUACACCACAGCUGCAAGGAAUGCACUUGCUGCUUCCAUUAUGCAAGACAUCUUUGAAAACAUACCUUUUUCCUUGUAAGUUGAAGCCAGUGAGGGAACUGAGCACACAGCCCCUCUCAUCAAUAGAAGCAGGGUCAGAGUUCUUAAGAAAAUAGUGGAGGUGGGAUUAAUGCAGAACAAGUUACUUUUUUCGAAGUGUCCCUCCUCUACUUGCUCUUCCUCUAGAUCUGCAUACAUUGUAUCUGAAGAGGAUUCAUGGUAAGUUUUUAUUUAAUGCCAACUGCCUCACAAAUCCUGAAAUGGAUUAAACUUUGUAAUUUUCACAAAAUUUACAAUAUUUCACCAUUGGGGGAAAGGGUAUUUUAAAAACAGCCAUAGGAAUUUUUUCUGCCAUUCACACUGGUUUGGUAGUUUUCAAGCAAAAAGUUAGCACUUAAAUCUUGCUUUAGAUUCCAAGUGUCACUUGGCCAUUGGGAAACUGAACACACAUUCUACAGUAGCCCACAGAAAUAUCUGUGGGCUAAAAUUAUUCCAACAGAAAUCUGCUAUAAGUCCUCUCCAGAAAGUAGGAGAACCUUUUGUUUCAUUUGCUUUGUCAGACAGCUGCUUAACAAGCGUGUGGUGCUGAAAGGGCAGUGAUAGCUCCUGUCUUGGGAAACACACACCUUGCUGACUGCAGUUCUCUGAGACCAUCUGGGCUAGGGAAUUUGUGACAAGUUUGUCACAGAGUGACUUACCUUCUUUUGCAGGGAAGUUUCUGAUGAUUAUUGCAAUAAAUCAACAGAGGGAACAGCCUGGGCACAAGCUGAGAAAAAAACAGAUUAGGUUCUUUGUGGUUAUGCUUUGCUUUUGGAGUAUGUGCCAAGGACUGCUUCAUCCCUAAAAUAUGAAAAUUUCAUUCAACUCCCAUUUUCCCUACAGGCUUCUGUUAAGUUUUUUGCUGAGGCUAAACCAGAAUAGCAGUGGAGUCCUCCACGUAUCUUAUCACCUCUAAAAUCAGAGGUAGUGAGGAAGUCUCAACUGAAUAUCUUUCUGACAGUACAAAAAACAGAUGCCAGAAGUGCCGGCUUUCAGCACCAAGUUCUUGCACACUCUCUGCUGUUUGAGAUCAAGCUGGUAGACUUGCCUACAGGAAAAUCUGUUGUUGUUCUUCAGUAGCUGGUUUCCACUCGGCAGGAAGGAGUUUUUCUUUCUCUUUUCCCCUGAGCACAAGUUAGUGCCAAAACUUAUGCUGCGUGGAACGAGCAUAAGGCUCAGCUUCCGUACUGUGCUGAACUUCACUGAACUAAAAAGUAAGAAAUGUACUCACUUUCCUAAUGCCAGGCAAAGGCAUUAAGGCCAAAGGAUCCUGUCCCCACCAGGAUACACUUAAUAUUUCUUACACAUUCAGAACAGUCGGUGGAUUGGGCUCAUCCCCAUUAAUGCACAGGAUUUAGGCUUAGCGUCAAUCUUAUAUAUAUAUAAAUAUAUAUAUAUAUAUAUAUAUAGCAAAUUCUAUUCAAAUAUUGCACCUGCAUAGGCUACUAGAAUGCCAUCACUGUGCACUUCCCUUCAGCUAUAGGACAGAACACUCAGGUGAAGUAUUUGAGAGGUACUACACAAUAUCCAUAUAAAUUGUAGCCGAGGGAUUCUGGCAAAUUUAUUUUGCAAUGAAGUUUUCUUGCCCUUUUUUCUUAAGAAAAAAUGUUGAUGUAAGCAUUUAGGAUUUGCUUUCAUAUUUUCUGCCAAAUAGAUACUUUUAUAUUUUUUCCACAAGUCUGGAAAAAAUACUGCAAAGUGAACUGAUCCUUCUAUUUUAACACAACCUCAGGUCACUAAGUUAAACUUUUCUUUCCCCUGUACUGUGUAGUAUUUUUUGAGCCACAUGGCAGAGAACAUAGUUUGUUCUGUUUGUUUUGUUAGGAAGAUACAGGUUAGCCCUUGGUUGAUCCAAUCCCUCAGUUCUCAAAGAUUCAGUGAGAUGUAGUACCAUGGAUGAAUGCUAUCAACAGCUUCUAGCCCAGCUGCCCCAGACUGUGAGUCUGAGUCCAGUCCUGCUGCAACAUCACGUAACUAUUUUGUACAGUCAUUAUGCACUUAACCACACAAUCUCUGCAGCCUCUGAGGAGCCACCUAUUUAGAAUUACAUUUGUGUACAUACAGUAGAGGUUUUCAUCGCUUCAUCUAAAAGGACACAGAACUUGUUUGAUAAUACCAAAGAAAAGUAGAAGUUCUAGGUUAACAUUUGCUUUAUACAUCCUCACAUCAGGGCAGCUGAAGCAAUCAUGUAUACUUUGAUACACCAGAGGCUUAUUUUUAUACCCAUGAAUGCAGCUACCAUCAUGCUACACAUCAGAAUCCAUGAAGAGCUUAACUAAAAAGUAACUGGAGAAAGCUUGUUCAUUUGCUUGUACUCCAUAGCAAUGUAUGUUCAUUUAAGUCUGUCAUAUUUAUAAUUAUGGCUUUUAUGAAGUAUGAAAUAAAGAGUUUUCCAUUAAUUUAUUAGAUACA